Molecule: messenger RNA, 7593 nt
Organism: Acanthaster planci (crown-of-thorns starfish)
Lineage: Eukaryota; Metazoa; Echinodermata; Asteroidea; Valvatida; Acanthasteridae
Product: sodium/myo-inositol cotransporter-like
Biological process (GO): transmembrane transport
Cellular component (GO): plasma membrane
Molecular function (GO): D-glucose:sodium symporter activity
Source: RefSeq, a predicted model, not a curated record
UUCAUGUACUUUAUGCCGACGCGGCGUUCGUCCAACGUGGGCUAUCUAGCCGAGCAAGGUUCUGCAUGCAGUUUGCUUCCUAUUAAAUAUUUUUCAAACUAUUGCAUGGAACCAUUGACAUUGUCCUUGGGCUUCUGUUUGUCGUAGGACUUAGUGGGGAUACAUGUACAUGUAUAUCGAUCUACAUGUAGACCAGGCCUAGCUGGCCAAGGAGAGCACACCACCUUCGGUGAUCUGAAGAGGUGAUUUGGUUUGGUUUAUAGCUCCAUGGUUUGAGGGCGUGUCUGCAAAAGAUGCCGGAGGAGGCCAUCAACACAACCCUGGUGGCUUGGGACUAUGUGGCCAUCGCUACCUACUUUGUCUUGGUCCUGUGCGUGGGAUUGUUUUCAUUAUGCCGCUCCAAUCGUGGGACAGUGAGUGGUUACUUUUUGGCCGGCCGCUACAUGACUUGGUUGCCGGUUGGAGCUUCUCUCUUUGCGAGCAACAUCGGCAGCGAGCACUUUGUGGGCCUGGCAGGGUCUGGUGCUGCAGGUGGCAUUGGGGUUGGUGCUUUUGAGCUCAAUGUUUACACCUUACCAGAGUACAUGAGGAAGCGUUUUGGAGGGCAGAGGAUCCGUGUCUACCUGGCCAUGCUCUCCCUCGUCUUGUACAUCUUCACCAAGAUUUCGGUCAAUCUGUUUUCGGGAGCCCUGUUCCUCCAGCAGGCCCUCAACUGGAACAUCUACCUGGCUGUGGGCCUCUUGCUGCUCUUGACAGCCAUCUGCACGGUUACUGGCGGGCUUGCAGCCGUCAUCUACACGGACACACUGCAGUUCUUCAUCAUGCUGUUUGGAGCUUGCAUGUUGAUGAUCUUGAGUUUUAUCAAGAUUGGCGGCUAUGGAGCCCUUAAGGAAGAAUACAUGCGAGCCAUUCCCAAUGAAACGUUGUAUGGCAAUAGCUCCUGCGGAAUCCCCAGGGAGGAUUCUUGGCAGAUGCUGCGGGACCCCAUCAACUCUGACAUGCCCUGGGCGGGCUUCCUAUUCGGCCAAACGCCCGCCUCCAUUUGGUACUGGUGUGCAGACCAGAUGAUGGUUCAGAGGGCACUGUCAGCAAAGAGCCUGUCCCAUGCCCAAGGUGGAUGCCUGAUGGCCGGCUACAUCAAGUUCCUCCCUCUCUUUCUCAUGGUCCUACCGGGCAUGAUCAGCCGGGUGCUCUUCACCGAUGAAGUUGCCUGUGCAUCUGAGGAGACAUGCAUGGCUGUCUGUGGCAGCCCAUCGGGAUGUAGCAACAUCGCCUACCCCAAACUGGCCCUCGGGGUGUUACCUGUAGGUCUUCGCGGUGUCAUGUUAGCUGUUAUGUUGGCCGCUCUGAUGAGCGACCUAACCUCUAUAUUUAACAGCACCAGCACACUCUUCACCAUCGACAUCUGGAAAUAUUUCCGGGCCAAGUGCUGCAAGAAAGCUCCCAGUGUCCGCGAGCUCAUGGUGGUUGGAAGGUUGGUGGUGGUUGUCAUGACAGUAAUCAGCAUCCUGUGGAUUCCCGUCAUUCAGCGGAUGCAGGGCGGUCAGCUCUUCAUCUACAUCCAGGAGAUCUCCUCCUUCUUGGCUCCGCCCAUAGCUGCCGUCUACCUGGUGGCACUGCUCUGGCCCCGGGGAAAUGAAAAGGGUGCUUUUUGGGGGCUGGUUGUCGGUUUCAUCGUGGGUGUGAUCCGCAUGAUACUGGACUUCACCUAUCGAGCUCCGCCUUGCUGGGGGGUGGACAGGAGGCCGGCUAUUACGGCCAAAGUCCACUACAUGUACUUUGCCCUCAUACUGUUCUGGAUCACGGUCAUCGUGAAUGUGGUGGUCAGUCUGCUGACAGUACCCCCUCAAAAACAAAUGUUGAUCCGCACCACUUGGUGGACACGUUUCGAAAAGGGCAAACGCGUGGAUGACUUUGAAGAUGACAAGGAGGAGAUUGAACUAAACGAUGGUUUGCAAGUUGUCACCUCUGAAGGACAACUGGAGACCAAGAGGUCUCUUGUGCGCCGGGGCUACGAUUGGUUCUGUGGCUACGACGACACCUUUGCGGGCAGGACCAAAGCUUGUCAGCACCGGGCGCACCUGCGGGAGGUCUCGGCCCUUAAGCAGGACCCCCGGGCCAAGAUCUUCCUCAACAUCAACCUGGUGUUAAUCAUCCUGGUUGCUUCGACACUCUACGUGAUAUUCAGUAUUCCUGGACUGCUGUAGAUCGUUGAAGGAUCCAGUUACUUAAAAAUGGUCAUUUUUUUGGAAAAAGAAUUUCUUGUUAUUAAUCUGAGCAAUAUAUGACUCACUGUUCCCAAACCAGGCCGAAGGUUUCCAAGCUAUUAUAUGCAAAAUGACAUCAGUAAGCUUUUUUUUUUUCGUACCGCAUAUUUGCCCAACCCAGCCUCUUUCACUUGUGUUUAUUUCACAAUUGGCAAAUUUAAAAUGUUUUGAAAACUCCAACUUCUUGCUAAUACUUCAAAAAAUGUGAACAAUUGCGGCAAAGAUAGUCUGUGCUGGAAUCAAACCACAACUCUCCUGCCUACAAAGUGAGCUUCCUGAAAAUAUAUUUUUACUUUUCUGCAGAAAAAAUUAAGACCUGCUGUAAGUCUGUAAUAAGACCAAAUUCACUUCUGCUGUAAGUGGUUUUUUAUAUUUGUAAAGGGUAGCAGGCAUUUUGAAACAAACCCAGCUCAUAGAAUUGGCAAAUAGCCACAAGUUUAUGUUUUUCGUUACUUUUUCCUCAAUACUAUUCUAUACUUUUUCUGAUUUGAUCUCAAUUUUGAACCGGAAACUCUUUAUUAAAGAUUCUAUUCCUUUUGUGUCUUCUCAAAGAAGUUCUUUAGCUGUAAGCCUAAAUGACUGAUGCACUGAAAUCAAAUUUUAAAUUUUGGAUAGGGUUUUCAGUAACUUCUUGGCUUUUUCUUUUUUUUUGGAAGUGUCUUGCUGAGUAUGAUCCAAAAAAUAUUCUUUCAGAUUUUGUGCCGUUUGAUAUUCUCUAAUAUCCUUUUGAAAAGAGGUGAAGGCUUAAGCUUUUUUCAUGCAUAAUAUCAUUCUGAGAAUUUGUUUAUCUUUCUUAGGAAGGAGAUCUUCAGGGGUAAAGAAGUAAACAGGGGGUUUACUAAAAAACUUUACAUUAUAUUUUUGACUUUUUCUAUAUACCUCUUUGUGGUACAUUUCUCAUUUGUUGCGAUUUAUAAGAACUGUCGGCUGCAGUAAUGCACACAUUACACUGUAACACUGCAUAUUAGGGCUGUGCAAUGUAUGUUCACUGGUCGAGUGGUUGAAGAAUACCAGGAUUUAGACAGCCGUUGGUUGUGGCUUCAAAAUUCAUAAGGAUGAGCUACUCUUUCCAAGCCGGCCAGCGUAAAACUUAAAAAAAGGAGGUAGAAUGUAUUGCAGUAAAAUCAGGCUUUAGGGUUGAACCAAAAAUUUUAUUCUUUUAUUUAAUAACAAAUGACGGUGCUGUGUGAUAUUUCCAGGUUUGGAAAUGUUACGGGGAACAAGUAUUCUAACAACUAAUCUGACCUAUAUGUAAGUUGUAUACAAUCUGUUUUCCUCUUUUGAUUCAAGUAGAAAUGACUAGUAACUGCUGAAGAGCUUUUCUUCAGUUGCAUUUUGUCUUGUAGUUCCUUGUUUUGAAAAAGUAGUUUAAAGCUUGGUGUACUUAAUUUUGUAAUUUUGUGUUUUGUCUUCAUAUCAAACUUCUGCUGGUGCGUUCUCUUUGAUUUCAAUUCAUUGAUGGUUUUCAUUUCUCUAAUGUAAAAUUUGGGAAUAUAAGUCAGCGGCAUGGCGGGGGGGGCACAUGCCUGCCAUGGAAAACUGUCGUCCCCUACUUGCAUUUCGGAAAAGGUACACAUGCAUAUCCCGAUUAUGUACAUGUCUAUGUUCAACAUCCAGUCAGCCCCGCCCCCCUGGCUAUGCCGCUGAGAUAAGUGGUUUACACAAGUAUCCCCUGAAACUACAUGUCCAUUGCAACCAAUAAUGGCAGUUCUAUGAGAAGUGCUGCUGCUAGAAUGAAAUGAAGGAAAAUUCCCUCCUCCCCCCCCAAAAAAUACAAGCUUCCGUUUCUUAGAACACAGCCUGUGGGGGGUUCUGACCCAGAACCCCCCAAGACUUCCAAGCCCAACCCACUAGUCAAAGAUGUGAAGGAACUGAAACUGCAGGUUUCAUCAGGUGCGACCUCCUCACUGUCAGCGCAGAUAACCAUGAGAAACCCCAACACCAUACCAUUCGACGAGGCAAGGUGAAGGCCGCCAAACGAGGUGCAGGACAAGUCCUCUCUAAGCCACCAAUCACCUGGACAAAUGAACACCAGCCAACUCUGAACGUCAUUCUCGACCGCCUUACCAAUCCACCUGUGAUGGUAUUCCCUGACUUUUCGCUUCCUUUCAUCCUUCAUACGGAUGCGUCCAAUGAGGGGUUAGGAGCAAUCCUCUACCAGCGGCAACAGGGAAAUCUCAGGGUCAUCAGCUAUGGGUCACGAACUCUCACCCCGGCAGAGAACAACUACAACUUACAUUCAGGCAAGCUAGAAUUCCUGGUCAUGAAGUGGGCGAUAUGCGAGAAAUUCUGUGACUCCCAGUAUUACACCAAGUCUUUGACGGUUUACACUGAUAACAACCCGCUCACCUAUGUCCUCACCUCUGCCCAGUUGAAUGCUACAGGGUGGCCGAGUUGUCAGACUUCAACUUCAACAUACAUGUGAAGUACAAGCCAGGAAAAUCCAGUGUUGAUGCUGAUACACUCUCACGGUUACCCCUCGACUUGAAGAAGCCACACCCAACAAGUCUGGUAAAACAGCUGCAGAGAAAAUCGUCAACGACUUUGCCCUAAAGUUUGGAUUUCCUCGAAGGUUGCACCAUGACCAGGGCCGGGAGUUUGUAAGAACCAGUUGUUUCACUGACUUCGUCAGCUGUGUGGCAUUGAACGGUUGAGGACCACACCCUUCCAUCCAUAAGGCUACGAGCAAGUUGAAAGAUGCAGCCGAACCUUUCUGUUUAUGCCGGAAGAGCAGAAAUCUAACUGGAAGGCGUCUCUGGAUAAAGUUGUACAUGCUUACAACUUCACUUGCGAGGCAACUGGGUAUUCCCCUCUCUAUCUUAUCAGUACAACAAGAGGGUACAUGAUAUCAGCCUUCAGCCUGGGGACCGAGUUCUUGUGCGAAAUCUGAACGAGACUGGUGGUCCAGGAAAGCUAAGAUCCUAUGAGGAGAAGAAGAUACACGUUGUCAUCCGACAGAUGCAAGAUGACAUGCUGGUGUGUGAGGUGAGGUCAGAGAGCGGGAACGGCAGGAUUAGAGUCCUUCAUCAGAACCUGCUUCUCCCCUAUAAUCACUUCCCUGCAUCAGAACACGCACCAGAAUCCAUACCACCACACACUAAGAGAAGACUGCGUUCAACGAAGAAACGUGCCCACCAAUCAGGCCCAACCCAAGAUAUGAGCAGCUCUGAUGACAAGUGCUAUCGUCAAACCCAACAACCCUAUCCGCUGUUGCAGGCCACGUCAGAGGUGGAUGAUGUUGCUGUAUGCGAUGGGGGUGGGGGGGCCUGAGACCCUUGAUUGCUGGCAGGCUGAAAAGGAGAGAACACAGACGAGGUGGUUGGAAUAGGUAGUGACUGGUACAGCACUGAAGCAUACUGGACCACUCCACCCAGCCCAGAGCACCACCCCUGAUCCAGGGUCACUCCACUUUCGAGAAGGGGAUCUCACUGUCUACAGUAAGCGCAGGUGUAAUGGGCUAAACCAAGUUGAAACUCCAACAGCGAAAACAAAAGGUGGUUGGGGGUGUACCAUACAAAAGAAAGAAAACAAAAAUAAAAUGUUAAGGGAAUUACACAUUGUAAAAAAGGGAACCCCUUCUACAUGUACACCACCCAAUUACAGAGCCACAUCUACAAGAGCUUCAGCAGGAGCUAGAGGUGCAGCUGGAGGAACUUACCCCAUAAGUCAUUGAGGAGAACUCUUUGAGUCUAGACCACUGAAGGAGAGAGUACCAGCUGAAGCGGGUGAUGACUACCUCAGCUGGGACAGACACCCUCCAAAUAGUCUCACCUGCAGUCUACUUGGUGUGCCCAAUUAUCAAUGUGUCACCCCAGUGAUGACUUCAAUGACGAACCCUACCGCUGUUCCCUCUGCAAAGUGGAACGUUUUCGGUGGCCCCACCCAAGACCAAUCUUCACAUGUAACACAGCAGAUGGGAACUCCACAUCCACGACGAGUGCCAUACCCGCUUGUGAUGUACUACCCACCAGCUAACUAUCAACCCCAUCAGUAUGCAACAGGAUGGCAGCCAAUGCUGAAUGCACCAUACUACCACCAGCCAUCAGUCUGCUAAAGAGAGCAUUUUUUGAGGUUUUGUUUAUGUGUUACGUGUUUUGUUGCCUGGCCUACUAGUCGAGAAUGCAGCUAACUGCAGUAAAUUGCAUAACAUGCUUUUUUAUUGAUGGUCUUAACCAGAUUUCAGGAAUUGAGAAAGGCUGAUCACCUUUACAUAAAUUCUGCUUUUGCGCUAUACCCGUAACUUGAGGAGAUGCAUUGCGGCUCGUAGUUGGAGUGACACUUGAUUUUUUUUAAGCGUUUCAUAUACUCUUCUGUUUUAGUCUGGAAAUAUUGAGACAUUUAUUUUUCGGUAGUAGUGCCCCUGCCAGAGAAAUGAAGGAAAAUCCCCCCCCCCCCAAAUACAAGCUUCCUUUUCUUAGAACACAGCCUGCAACAACCAAUCAGCUGAGGGAUGACUAGUUACCAUGGUCACUCCCUUCUGAUUGGCUAAGACACCCAGCCAGCAGGAAGUGCACUCACCCCUUUGUUCGCCUUGGCCGUGUCUCAAGUCAUUCCUCGUUGAGCAACCGACGAUGAAACAUCAAACGCUCUAUGCAACCACAUUCAUAUCUGCAUAAUCUUUGCUCGUUUUACAGCUUUCAACCAACCCCUCGGGCUGGCUUACAUGUAGUUUAUAACGUUACUGUAGGCAUGAAAUUAUCUUAGUUUCUAAAGAAUCUAUUCGUUUAUAUAUUUUUUGGAGCCAAUUACGUUCAGAAUUGGAUUUCGCUUUAUGAUGGGAGCUUGCUUUUUUACACUGACCUGAAUCCAAAGAAAAUUGAAUUGAAUCCAAAAGAAGAGUUCCGUGGAAGAAUGGAUGAAUUUAAUGGGCUGCAUUUUAUGUCAAAUAACAUUUAAAUUGUCUUACAAGUAUUUUAAAGGAUCUGUGUAAUGCUUUUUUAUUAUUAGACUCACUGUUUGUGAAUUGUUAUACUGUAUUCAAUCUUUGAAAACUGUUUGACAUCCUUUUGGAGUUAUGUGUAAUGAAAUAACACUUUUUAAAAAUUAAAAAUUGUUCGAGCUGUUUUGGACAAGUAAGGGUGCUGUUGCUGUAAGGUUAAUCAGAAAGGUUCAAAUUUUGAACCCCAACUUUGAUUUUUGCAUGCCAGAGAAAUGGAAAAUUACUACAUGUACAGUGACAUAUCAGAAUCUGAGGUGUUCCUUUUAUCACAAUCACUUUUACAUAGAGGUUGACAUCACCGGUUUGCUCUUGAAUGUUAAAGCGAACCGUGAUCAUAAAAUCAAACAAAACCCUAAAAGGAGGCUAUUCCAAACACUAUGGUGUAAU